This is a messenger RNA of Lathyrus oleraceus (garden pea), 1330 nucleotides long. RefSeq lists its product as uncharacterized. Gene Ontology annotation, molecular function: holo-[acyl-carrier-protein] synthase activity; magnesium ion binding. The record is from RefSeq and is a predicted model, not a curated record. Gene Ontology annotation, cellular component: cytosol. The transcript is spliced from 6 exons. The coding region runs from base 28 to 1041 and encodes 337 amino acids. Lineage: Eukaryota; Viridiplantae; Streptophyta; Magnoliopsida; Fabales; Fabaceae.
AGAUUGGGACCAAGCCACCCAAACUCAAUGAAAACAUGUUCCAAAUCUCAACACACCCUCUCCAUCUCCGCCGCGCCGGAAUUCUUCGCCGGCGACGCUGGAGCCCCUAACCAACAACAAAACACCUCAUCAAAAGAAACAAGUAUGGAGGAAGGAGUGAAGAGAUGGGUGGUAGACAUAUCAAAGUGGGACCCACUACCCCAUCAAUUCUCCAUCGCCCUCUCCCUCCUUCCUCCCCAACAACACUCCUCCGUUACCAGGUUUUUUAAAACUCAAGACCAAAAACGUGCACUUAUCAGCAGAAUGCUUCAAUACGCACUUCUACACGAUCUCAUCAAAAGCAAUAACCCUUUCUUAUUCACCAUUAAAACUACUUCACAAGGCAAACCAUUCUUGGAUUUACAGGAUUAUGAUAAAUUGGGUAUUACAUUCCCAAAUUUUAAUUUCAAUGUCUCUCAUCAUGGCGACUACGUCGCCAUUGCAUCUGAACCUUUAUGUCUUGUGGGGAUUGACAUUGUCUCCUUUGAUAUACCUCAUGGAGAAACAGUUGCAGACUUCAUUCACUCUUUUGAAUCAUAUUUUUCAUCUUUGGAAUGGGAUAAUAUACUCAAUGCUCCCACUUCCAAUCAUGUAUUAAUUCAAUUUUACAGGUAUUGGAGCCUAAAGGAAGCAUAUGUUAAAGCCAUGGGGAGUGGACUUAUUGAAGGGUUGAACAAAGUGGAGUUUUCUCACACAAACUGGACUAAUAUAUCAGCUACAAUGGAUGGGAAGUUAAUGGAUUUGUGGAGAUUUUGGUUGAUUGAACUUGGUGAACGACACUGUGUGGCGAUUGCGAGAGGUCCUCCAAAAUCAGCUGAUAUUAGUUACAUAUCAACAUUGAAGAAAGUAGACUUUACUGAACACGAAUAUAAUACAGGUCUUCAUCUUCCAAAUGUAGACUUUGUGGAACUAAGUGUAGAACAACUUGUUUCAAUUUUACAGAAAGCAUUUGAUUGUGAGAAUAGAGGUUCAAGUUUGUUAAACUUGGUUGAUUACUUGUGAACUAUCAUGGGCCUACGAUGGUUGGGUUGCAAGUUCAUGAAUGGGACGGUUUACUGCUGCGAAAAACCGGUUAUGAAAUAGUUUCUUGAGCUGGUUUUGAAUGAAAUCGAUGUGAUGUGCAUGAUUCUUGGAAGCGACCCAUGAGGAUGGUGAUGGGCCAGAGUUCCUUCUCAAUUGUUCCAUGUAAAUGCUAAUUGCCAUGAUAAUGGAAUGUAAUAGAUUUUGUAUUGUAAAUGUAAUGCAACUUUGUAUCCAUGUAAUGAAAACUAUUGUAUACAUUUUGGUUAAA